Molecule: messenger RNA, 438 nt
Organism: Theileria annulata
Lineage: Eukaryota; Apicomplexa; Aconoidasida; Piroplasmida; Theileriidae
Product: 40s ribosomal protein s23, putative
Exons: 3
Coding region: 1-438 (145 amino acids)
Biological process (GO): translation
Cellular component (GO): ribosome; cytosolic small ribosomal subunit
Molecular function (GO): structural constituent of ribosome
Source: RefSeq, a predicted model, not a curated record
AUGGGUUCAGGAGCCCCCCGUGGAAUCAGAGCUGCAAGGAAGCUCCGUAACCGCAGAAGGCAGCAAAGAUGGGCAGAUAAAGCAUAUAAAAAGGCUAACUUGGGAACACGCUGGAAGUGCAACCCAUUUAAGGGAAGUUCCCAUGCCAAAGGGAUAGUUGUUGAAAAAAUCGCCAUUGAAGCAAAACAGCCAAACUCUGCUUAUCGUAAGAGCGUACGUGUUCAAUUGAUUAAAAAUGGUAAAAAAAUAACUGCUUUCGUCCCAAGAGAUGGUUGCUUGAACUUCAUCGACGAAAACGAUGAGGUCCUCGUCUCAGGGUUUGGUCGUUCAGGACACUCAGUUGGUGAUCUUCCUGGUGUACGUUUCAAGGUUGUCAAGGUCUCAGGAGUAUCUCUGCUUGCCCUUUACAAGGAAAAGAAGGAAAAACCAAGAUCAUAA